AGUAGGACGGGAGAUUUUGUCAUCACUGUACUGCGAGUCUGCGCUUGCGUUAGUAGUGAAAUGGUACAGACAGUACGGGCAGUGCAGCAAAGCCAGGGAAUCUGUCGUACUGUCAAAGUGUGUUGGUAAUGGUGGCGAAGCACAUCUGACGUUAAGGAGUAUGCGACGUGAGUUCCCUAUACGUCAACGAUCAGGAGCAGAAGUGUCCAAGAAUCUGGUGGUUAAAUCACGCAGCACAUCGCACCGAAAGGAACAUCGCUAAAUAAUGUCUUCACCCAGUGCAGGCAAAAGGCGAAUCGACACAGACAUUAUUAAACUUAUAGAAAGUAAAUUGGAGGUAACGUUCCUGUCAGGUCUGAAUGAAUUUUGUGUUAAAUUUAAUGGGCCGAAAGGAACACCGUACGAAGGUGGAAUAUGGAAUGUACGUGUUCACUUACCUGAACAGUAUCCUUUUAAGUCGCCUUCAAUCGGUUUCAUGAAUAAAAUUUAUCAUCCAAAUGUAGAUGAAUCGUCCGGGACAGUCUGUCUGGAUGUAAUUAAUCAGGCAUGGACAGCUCUUUAUGACUUGUCAAAUAUAUUCGAGUCAUUUUUGCCCCAGUUGCUCGCGUAUCCCAACCCAACAGAUCCUUUGAAUUCGGAUGCAGCUGCCUUGUAUUUACACAAACCAGAUGAUUACAAGAAGAAAGUGCAAGAAUAUGUUCAGAAAUAUGCUGCAAAACAUGUAUUUAAAGAUCAGGACAGUAAUGAUGAUUCAUCCGAUUCUGAAUCAUCCAUGACUGACAACACAGAGGACGAACUGAGAGAUAUGGACUUAUGACAUUCAUAUUUGUUAGGUUUCAAGAACUUUCUAUGGAACUUUUGUUACGUAGUUUAGUCAUCUCUGUUUCGGAAAAAAAACUGAGCGUAAGAUGUGAUACUUCAAGAAAACGCUAGAUGUCACUGUGUUACUUAAUACGAUGGAAAACUAGUCGACUUUAUUCUUCGACUUAACGUGUGUUAAACAUCGAUAAGCAAGAGUGCGGCGGGGUUUUUUAAUUGCGGGGCCCCAGUGAACUUGUAAAAACCAGUGUAAAUUUGUGUCCUAUAAAACAAGACGCGGCUGAACGUGUUCGGCGUUACAAUCAGGAGCCUUCUGAGAAAGUUGGACUACCUCCCUCUCUCAGGGCCACGGACGAUGCUGACCAGCCACUGUGUCAACUGGUCUUUCAGCCUCCAGCUUCCAGCGAAGUCAGCACCCCUAUGUCCCACACACCUGCUCCGAUGGAGCCCUCCAGGCUCACUGAUUCCAUGACCAGCCAAGAGGAAGGUGAGAGCCUCCUGGGACUUAGAGACGUGGCACACUCUCUCGUCCAUCGUGGGGAGGGGUGCUGUGUAUGGGCUGUUAGCCCUGCCUAUCAGCAACGCUUCAUACACAGUGAGUGUGUCCAACCCAGUGAAGCGACAGGGGCCACACCAGCAGCCUGCAGAUUAAGACCAGGCUGGUAGGUGGCUGCACGAGCGUCACCAGAACAGUCUUUCCUUAGUCCUCCCGGCCAGUUGCCAACCACAGUUGUGGUUCAUCAGAGCUUGUUGCUAAGGAAAACAUCGGAACUGUCAAUGCAGUCUCACAGCCGAUCAGCGCCACAGUGGAGCCGCCAAUAACUACCUCAGACAUCGCCAGGAAGUGGCUCUUCCGCCUGAGGCUGAAAAAUGUCUUUGGAAUUUUCCAUCUCCUUUGUCUUAGUUUGUGAGAGAGUGAACUCGGAAUUUGACUUUCUUCUUUAUUGGGGCCACCUGGCCAUUUACAAACUUGUGUAAAAUCAGUGAUUAACACGAAGUACUACAAACAGUUCCUUUAAUUAACGUGCUCUUGGA
Schistocerca serialis cubense is the source of this 1854-nucleotide messenger RNA. Its product is annotated as ubiquitin-conjugating enzyme E2 H-like. The transcript is spliced from 2 exons. The coding region runs from base 266 to 817 and encodes 183 amino acids. Gene Ontology annotation, cellular component: nucleus. Lineage: Eukaryota; Metazoa; Arthropoda; Insecta; Orthoptera; Acrididae. The record is from RefSeq and is a predicted model, not a curated record. Gene Ontology annotation, molecular function: ubiquitin conjugating enzyme activity. Gene Ontology annotation, biological process: ubiquitin-dependent protein catabolic process; protein polyubiquitination.